UGGCAGCCGAAACUGGGAGAGGAAGGGAAGAGUCAUCGGGCGCCAUUUUGGGAAGCGCUAGGGCUCCUCUGCGCCGUAGUCGAGCUGACGAAACCUGAGGGGUUCUUCGGAUUGUGGCGCCAGGAAGUGGCCUUCUUUUGCCACGGGGGGACGAGGCGGUCCGGGGCUUGUGCGGGUGGCUCGCCGCUCCUUCCGUUAGGCUGAGUGUCGGAGGAGGAAGGAAGAAGUCGGUAGUGGGUGGGCGAGGGCAGCGAGACUGCCCGGAGUAAGUGACGCGCGGGGGAAGGCCGAGGCCGAGCCCGUGAAGGGGUGCCUGUGGUAGGCAGGCAGGCAGCGAGCGAGCGAGUAAUUUUUGGUGGGAGUCUUUCGGGGCGCUGAGAGGGGAUAGCAGGGAAGGGUGGGCGGCGGGGUCUGCUGCCAAGGAGUAGAGUUGUGGGUGAAGCCUUCGGGCCUUGAGGGUGGGGGGGAAAUCUUAGCCUUUAAUGCUUCAGAAAGCGGGGAAUAUGUUACACUACAGAAGGGUGAUGUAAUUACAAACGGGGGCGUAAAGAGUAUAAAACGCGAGAAAAAAAAAUACGGGGUGAUAGGACUACAUAGCACCUCGCUUUGUUGGAAGGAGCUUGAAGAGGGGGGGGGUCCCUUGACUACUAGUUACGAAAUCUGAAGUUCCCGAGGCUCUUGAGCGCUUGGCUUGCCCUAUGAUGAAAAGGGGCAUCAGGAAGUGUGCUGUAGAGGUGUAUCCACGAUUUUGAGAUGUGCCUGUUCCCUGGUUAAUUUCCUUUGUUUGGCCUCUACUUGUGGAAGAAGAACGAAGAAAAGACACCUUGCCCAGGCUGUGGAUUUGCACCCAUUCGAUACCUACAGCCUGCCUCUUCCACGAAUUAGAUUAUGGCUGCCAAUAUAGGAGACCAGCAUUCUUCAGAAUGGGCUUCACAGUACAACCUGGGUACUGCAAGCACCAGAGAAAACGGGAUGGAAGGCCCAAUGCAUGAGAACCCUGAAUGGGAGAAGGCUCGGCAAGCACUGGCUAAUAUUAGCAAGGCCAAUGCUGCAGCUGCUACUGGCAACAGUAAAGGGGCCACAAACGGUCAAGCUAACACACAGUACUCAGCACAGCAAGGAGAAUCCCUGCAGCAGCAACAGCAGUACUACCAGUGGUAUCAACAAUACAGCUAUCUCUACCCUUAUAAUUACUAUUAUCCUAUGCAAAAUGUCUACUCUGGAUAUGGUUCUUCUGGGCAAUAUGGUGUCUCAGGCUCUUAUUCCCCAACACCCCAACAGCCAUCAGUUCCUGGGCAGCAUCAAGGGAGUAUGAGCCAGCCUCCAGUCCCAGGCAUGGAAGAUGGAGGGAUGUCGUACUCAAGCCAGCCUCAGCAAAUGCAAAUCUCUAACACGCCGCAGUCCCCUAUGCAGCAUCCCAACCACCCGUCACAGCAUAACAACCUACCCAUGGGGCCUGGGGGACAGCAGCAGCAGCAGCAGCAGCAACAGCAGGGUGGUCCUCCUGGAGGGUUGCACUCUCAGUCAAACCAGUCAAAUGCUUCCUAUAACCAGCAGCAGCACUCUUACCAGGAAGCAGCCAAGCCCAAGAAAGGACAGCAGCUGUGGAACCGCAUGAAACAAGCGCCUGGGUCUGGUGGUCUAAAAUUCAACCUUCCAAAGCGUCCCUUUGUAGUAACAAAUCAAAACUUCAGCUCUUUGGAGCAGCAGCAGCAGCAGCAGCAACAGCAGCAGCAGCAGCAGCAGCAGCAGCAGCAUCCAAACUUUGCCUCCCAGCAGAAUUCAGAGAAACGUCACAAUCACAGGGAUUGCCAAUCUAAGAACCAUCCCUGGCCUCCUGCUGCAUCACAAUCAGAAUUUGGGCCAGCCAAGUGGUGCGGUUCUUCAACAGGUAAGCCUGAAGAUUGGCCACAGGACAUGAAAGAGUAUGUCCAGCGCUGCUUCACAGCUUGUGAGUCAGAGGAGGACAAAGACCGCACAGAGAAGCUGCUUAAAGAGGUCCUGCAGGCCAGGCUACAGGAUGGCACUGCCUAUACCAUUGACUGGAGCAGGGAACCAUUGCCUGGCUUGGGCCGAGACAACUCGGCUGAAAGCCCCAAGAAAAAACAGCAGCGCUGGGAAGUGUCUUCUCUGCACCCGCCACGUGCCUCUAUGCAGUCAAGUCUUGCUCAACAGCAGCAGAGGAGUGGUGGGGGCAAUUCUCAGCCCCAGCGAGGGGGAGGUAGCGGAGGACCUGGGACUGGUCGGAUUCGCGGGAAUGCCUUCCCCACCAAAUUUGGAAACCGCAAUGUUUUCAUGAAGGAAAAUAGCUCAUCCUCAAGUGUUGAUUCACGUUCUAGGUCAAGGUCAUCAUCCCGAUCUCCGAGUCGCCACUUCCGAAGAAGCGAUUCAGAUUCUGACAGCUCCUACUCUGGAAAUGAGUGUCGCCUGGGUGGCCGCAGGAAUGCUCAGAAAAACCGAGGGCGUGGAGGCCACAUGGAUAGAGGACGGAUGAGAACACAGCGAGGAAAAAGACAUGAUCAAGGUCCUCCCAAGCGCAAUCGAAAACGCAACACUAUGGAUUAUGAAGAUCCUGAAAAGGAGUUCAAGAAGGAACGGAGGGCAGCACGCUUCCAGCACGGAGCUCAUCCCAAAAAGUUGCGUCUGGAACCUCUUAUCUUACAGAUCAAUGCUCUGGACACUGUUGGCUCUGAUGGCCUUGACUGGAAUGAGCUGAAGAUUGUAGGCACCUGCCAAGAUAUCACAAAGCAUUACCUGCGCCUCACCUGUGCUCCAGACCCCUCCACUGUCCGGCCUCUCUCUGUACUUAAAAAAUCUUUAUCUGCAGUAAAAUCCCACUGGAAAGAGAAGCAAGAUUAUGCCUAUGCUUGCGAGCAGAUGAAAUCAAUCCGCCAGGACCUUACAGUUCAAGGAAUCCGUGCAGAAUUCACUGUGGAAGUAUAUGAAACCCAUGCCAGGAUAGCUCUGGAGAAGGGUGAUCAUGAGGAGUUCAACCAAUGCCAGACACAGUUGAAGUCUCUUUAUGCAGAGAAUCUUCCAGGAAAUGUUGGAGAAUUCACUGCUUACCGUAUUCUCUAUUACAUUUUUACCAAGAACUCUGGAGAUAUCACAACUGAGCUGGCAUACCUGACAAAGGAGUUGAAAACAGACCCUUGUGUGGCACAUGCCCUUGCCUUGCGAGCUGCCUGGGCCCUCUCCAAUUACCACCGUUUCUUCUGUCUGUAUCGCCAGGCCCCUUGCAUGUCUGGCUACCUCAUUGACAAGUUUGCUGAACGAGAGAGGAAAACAGCCCUCAAAGCCAUGAUCAAAACUUUCCGCCCGGUGCUUCCGGUCUCCUACGUUGUGUCAGAGCUGGCCUUCGAGAGCGAGGAGGAGUGCCAAGCUUUCCUUGCAGCUCUGUCCCUUGUGUACACUAGUCCCGACGCCACCAAGAUUGACUGCAAGCAGAGCUUGGCGGUCCUGGCCAAUUUCUGAAAGCAGAAAAAAAAAAAAAACCCACUGCCCUGUUCUAGCCUGUUUUAACAUGUACAUAUAUAGAGAGAUAUAUAUGUCUGUGUUUGUGCGUGUAUAUAUGUAUAUAAAAUCAGAUAACAGUUGGCUGCUGUGGGCAAGCUGGGACUUGCUCUGCCACUUCGCCCGCUAUCCACAACGCACUUGGAUAGAAGAGGGUAAGAUCCACGGACAUCAGAUGGCAUCUGAGAUCACCGAAGCAGAAGAGCAGAGAGUUCGGUCUAAGGAGUCUUGGGGGUUUGCCAGCAACAGGGAAUGGAGAUUUCAGGGAAGAAUAGUUUUGCACCAUUUACAAUCAUCUGUUCCUCCCUCCCUUCCUCUCAUGUCAAGAUCCAUGAAUUGCUAGAGCCCCUGUCUCUCUUCCCCUGUAGUCUGAAAUUGCCAGGAUAAAAAGUUGGAAAUCUGUGGAUUAAUUAUGGGAGAUGAUGGAAAUUGCCGUCUUGUGUGUUACCAUCUCUUCAUUGUCAUAAAGAUUCAGGAAGCUAGAAGAUCUUCUCCCUAAGCCACAGAGCAAACCCUCUUAAUUUAUUUUUAAUUAUUAUUUUUUGGUAAAAGUCUCACCAGGCGCUGUUUUAUUCCACUUGACAGAUCUGAAAAAGGCACCGGUACAUGAGCGCAUUGGCUAGAUGUGAAUAUAUGUGAAAUAUGGUUUUGUACAGAAGCUACAAGUUGUAAAUAAUACUAGGCAAAUUCUUUGUUUCUUAAGAGAAAAAAAAUCCAUGUUUUUCUACUUUUAUAAUGGUGAAUUUAACAGUUUCCUCUGAAGAUGAAAAAUUCAGGUUUUGCGUGCGCAUUUUGUGUUCUUUAUUAUGCUCCUCAAAAACUAACACUGUCUCAGUUUUUUCCUCUUCCGAGCUAUGGCCUGGCUAUGAAAAAGCUUGAGAGAUGCCACCUCUCCAGUGGAACACAAAAACAGCCUGAGGGGGAAAGAGCAAAGCAAAAUCUGUCUUCACAUAUUUCCUACCAGUUCAAAGACUUUUUUCCUACGCAAAGGAGAAUGUGAGAGACUUCUUCGUUAACAAAACCCCGCAAGGAUGUGGCCACGACAAACAAAGCAAAUCCAGAGAAAGCACGGUGCGCAGCUGUGAAAUAAGAUCAACAAACAAGAUGAUCUUCACAGUCUCCUCUUCUAUUGUGUUCUGGAGUUGUCAUGCUAAGUUUUUUUAAUUUAUUUUUUUUCUCCUUCUGUCCUCAGUUCUUUACAGGUAAACUUGAAAAUGCACCACCCAUUUUCACUUUUCUCUCGUCAUAUUGUUUCAAUUUUGUUUUUCAAGUUUUGAAAGAUUGUCCAAUAAUUUUUUCUGUUGUUUUCUUCCUCUUACCCUCUUUCCCUACUCUUAGUCUCUUUAGCUUCUCAUAAUCCUUUCUUUCCCUCUGUUCUCCUUUGCUCUAACACCUCUUUCUUUUUGUUUUUGAACAUGUGUAAUUUUGGGAUAUUUUGGCUUGGGCUGGAUUUUUCAAAGAUUCCUUUUUCCUUUUCAGAAACCUGAAUUUUCUUCCAUUUGAUUAAAAGUCAGUUUUUUAAAACAG
Pantherophis guttatus is the source of this 5040-nucleotide messenger RNA. The record is from RefSeq and is a predicted model, not a curated record. NCBI's taxonomy places the organism in Eukaryota, Metazoa, Chordata, Lepidosauria, Squamata, Colubridae.